AUGAUGCGUAUAGCUAUUGCCGGAGGUACUGGUCUUGGGUACCUCCUGGCCAGUCAACUUUCGGAAGCAGCCUACGCUUAUCAAGUUGUUGUUCUAUCACGUUCUCAACACCCUGAGUAUGCAGGGCUUGAUGUUCAAGUCACAGUUGUCGAUUACAACGAUGAAGAGAACCUCUCAUUCGCACUUCAAGGAAUAAAUCUCGUUAUAUGCACCUUCUCGGGGAAUGAGCAACUCAAUCUCAUCAAUUCGGCCGCUCAGAAUGGUGUGCAGUUCUUUGUCCCUUCUGAAUUCGAAGGCUCAAUUGACAAACGUCCCGACAAUGACCAACUCUACCCCGAUUCCUACUCGACCGAAGCGAGACAACUUUUGAGGCGUUGGACAAGAAUGUCUCAAAUGAAGUGGACUGUAUUCUCCUGCGGUGUCUUUAUGGAGAGAUUUCUUCCUGGCGGACUCGGGAGCAUGUUUAUUGGCUACCGUUCAAACUUGGCCAUGGCUGGAUCUUACCUACUUGACACAAGCUCGUACACCGCCGAGUGCGUGGAGAAGAACGCUCGAGGACAUACAGUUCGAUUCGUGGUCGCAGCUAUUGUUCUGGGGCCGGCAAGCUGGCCUCGUGAAUUGACCAUGCGAGGCGACCGGCUGUCAGUUAGGGAUGUCGUUGGACAAUGCUCGAGGGCUCUGAAUGCUAACUCAUCAGCCCCCUUUCAGCUUUCCCAGUGGCAGGCUACAGACCCUGAUCGACUUGCUACUGCGUCCUACCAGCAGGGUGAUUAUCCAAAGUAUCUAUUCUACCGUCAGCUCCAAGUAACUGUCGAAGGAAGAUAUGACUUUAGUCAGGCGUCUCUGAACGAUCUCGUCAAUGCAAGUUCGCGUGUCAAUGUUCAGCCUGCAAAUUUUCGUCAGUGGCUGAGUGCCAACUUUUGA
Fusarium graminearum PH-1 is the source of this 924-nucleotide messenger RNA. RefSeq lists its product as uncharacterized. The coding region runs from base 1 to 924 and encodes 307 amino acids. The transcript has 4 exons. The record is from RefSeq and is a predicted model, not a curated record. NCBI's taxonomy places the organism in Eukaryota, Fungi, Ascomycota, Sordariomycetes, Hypocreales, Nectriaceae.